Messenger RNA from Pimephales promelas (fathead minnow), 5279 nucleotides. RefSeq names its product ADAM metallopeptidase with thrombospondin type 1 motif, 14 (gene adamts14). Lineage: Eukaryota; Metazoa; Chordata; Actinopteri; Cypriniformes; Leuciscidae. Gene Ontology annotation, molecular function: metalloendopeptidase activity. Gene Ontology annotation, biological process: extracellular matrix organization; proteolysis. The record is from RefSeq and is a predicted model, not a curated record. Gene Ontology annotation, cellular component: extracellular matrix.
UCUCAGCCACUGAAUUCCCUCUGAUCGAAAGCACAUUGGCCCAUUAAAGACGCGAUCUUCCACGUGUGGAGCUUCAGGCGGGCUCGAGCUCUCGUCAGUGAUGGGACGUCCCGUGUGAGACUCCACUUCAGUCCAUCAGAACUGUGCACACACACACACACACACACUCGGUGACACUCGCAGUUCGUCGCAACUUUCUCAAACACACUGUUCCUCAUGAAACGCGUCCAGGAGGAGAGUUCACAGUCGACUUCCCGAAGAAAAGUUUCGUGCAUUGGCAGCUAUGGAUUAUGUUUAUCUAUUCAUGUACUGUACGAUAAACCUCUUAUUUCUGGACUAUAGACAGGCUGCAAAAUCUCAUGGGAAUCUGUCCGGUAAGUUGAGUGAGUUCGGCCUGAUGGUCCCGUUCAGCACGGACGCGCGCGGCCGGUUCGUGUCUCACGUGCUCUCCUCCGCGAGAGCGUCAUCAUCCGGGAGGAAACGCGUCCCGCGCGACGCGCCCGUGACGCCUCGCGAGGCCCUCAACGCGCAGCAGCUGUUCUUCAACGUCACGGUGUUCGGAAAGGAGCUGCACUUGCGCCUGAGGGCCAACAGGAGACUCGUGGCCCCCGGAGCUCUCGUCCAGUGGCAGGAGGACUUCGAGGAGCAGGCCAAAGAGCGCAUGCUCGGAGACUGUGUGUUUACCGGGGAUGUAACGGACAUGCCGAAGGCCUCGGUGGCCAUCAGUAACUGCGAUGGACUGGCAGGCUUGAUUCGCACUGAUGAUGAAGAGUUCUUCAUCGAGCCGCUGGAGAAAGGUCAGCAGGAGGUCGAGGUCAAAGGUCGCGUCCACGUGGUCUACCGAAGAUCGGCCAUCAAAAGGGACAAGGGUCAGAGGAGAGAUGACCUCCACAAUGAAGUCACUGACUUUGGUAUCGCCGAGCUUCCCAACGCUCUCGACGCGGUGGAGGAGAAACUGUCCGAGACGGAGCGCAAACGCAGACACGCGAAGAAAGACGACUACAACAUCGAGGUGCUGCUCGCGGUGGACGACUCGGUUGUGCGUUUCCACGGCAAAGAACACGUGCAGAACUACGUCCUCACGCUGAUGAACAUAGUUGACGAAAUCUACCACGAUGAGUCUCUGGGAACCAACAUCAACGUUGUGCUGGUCCGAAUGAUCCUGGUGGGAUAUCGUCAGUCCAUCAGCCUGAUCGAGCGAGGGAACCCGUCCCGGAGUCUAGAACAGGUUUGUCGUUGGGCGAACACCCAGCAGAGACUCGACCCCGAUCACGCCGAGCAUCACGACCACGCAAUCUUCCUCACCAGGCAAGACUUUGGUCCCGCAGGUAUGCAAGGUUACGCCCCGGUUACGGGCAUGUGUCACCCGCUUCGAAGCUGCACGCUGAACCACGAGGACGGCUUCUCCUCCGCGUUUGUGGUGGCGCACGAAACCGGACACGUGCUGGGGAUGGAGCACGACGGCCAGGGGAACCGGUGCUCAGACGAGACCAGUAUGGGCAGCAUCAUGGCUCCACUGGUCCAGGCCGCGUUUCACAGAUACCACUGGUCCCGCUGCAGCAAACAGGAGCUCAACCGAUACAUACACUCGUACGACUGUCUUCUGGAUGAUCCGUUCGAGCUGAAAUGGCCCAAACUCACGGAGCUUCCCGGGAUAAACUACUCCAUGGAUGAGCAGUGCCGCUUUGAUUUCGGUGUGGGUUAUAAGAUGUGCACCGCCUUCCGCACGUAUGACCCGUGUAAGCAGUUGUGGUGCAGUCAUCCUGAUAACCAGUACUUCUGUAAGACGAAGAAGGGUCCGCCGGUCGACGGCACCGAGUGUGCGCCGGGAAAGUGGUGUUUUAAAGGCCACUGCAUCUGGAGGUCGUCCCAUCAGCCCUACGGUCACGACGGAGGCUGGAGCUCCUGGGGAAAGUUCGGCUCGUGUUCUCGGACCUGCGGAGGAGGAGUUCGAUCCCGUAACCGUCAGUGCAACAACCCUGCUCCUGCGUACGGAGGGCGAGAUUGCCCCGGCUCAACCUUCGAUUAUCAGGUGUGUAACAGCGAGGACUGUCCCGGCCCGUUCGAGGACUUCCGAGCGCAGCAGUGUGUCCAGCGCAGCAACAAAUACCACAACAACCUCAAACACACAUGGCUGCCGUACGAACACCCUGAUGAGGCUCAUAAGUGUGAGCUGAGCUGUCGCUCUAAAGAGACGGGGGAAGUCGUCUUCAUGAACCAGGUGAUGCAUGAUGGGACACGCUGCAGUUACUCUGACCCGUUCAGCGUCUGCGCUCGAGGAGAGUGUCUGCAUGUCGGCUGUGAUAAGGAAGUGGGAUCGUACAAACAGGAGGAUAAAUGUGGCGUAUGUGAGGGAGACAACUCACACUGUCGCACCGUCAAACUCACACUCACUAAAACCCCGAAGAAGACAGGGUUGCUGAAGAUGUUUGAUAUUCCCGCCGGCGCUCGGCACAUUGUGAUUGAGGAGAACGACACGUCGCCUCACGUGAUUGCCGUUAAAAAUCAGGUCACCGGCAGUUUCAUCUUAAACGCCAAAGGAGAAGAAGCCGAGUCCAAGAGCUUCAUCGAGAACGGGCUGGAGUGGGAAUACUCUCUGUCGGGCGGGAAAGAGUUGCUGAAGACCGCCGGGCCGCUGAACGAACCCAUCGUGGUUCUGAUCGUCCCGCAGGCCGAGGACACCAAGAUCAGUCUGAGCUACAAGUACAUCAUUCAUGAAGAUCUGCUGCCGGUCAUCACCAACAACAACGUGCUUCUGGCGGAGCUGGACACGUACGAGUGGGCGCUGAAGAGCUGGUCUCAGUGCUCAAAGCCCUGCGGCGGAGGGGUCCAGUUCACGAAGUACGGCUGUCGGAGGAAGAGCGACGGGCGUUUGGUUCACAGGAACUUCUGCGAGACCAGUAAAAAACCCAAACCCAUCCGCAAACGCUGCAACACCAACAGCUGCAGCCAGCCCACGUGGGUGCUGGAGGAGUGGGGCCCGUGCAGUAAGUCCUGUGGGAAGCUGGGAUAUCAGUCUCGUGUGGUCCAGUGCAUGCAGCCGCUCCUGAACGGCACACACAGACCCGUACACACCAAAUACUGCAGCGAGGAGCGUCCCGAGACCCGGAGAGCCUGCAACACCAGCGCCUGCCCGUCCCAGUGGAGGACCGGGGCCUGGGCACAGUGUUCGGUGAGCUGUGGUGAAGGGAUCCAGCAGAGGCAGGUGAUCUGUAGACCGUCCGACAGCAGCGCCGGCCCGUGUGAUGCAGAAAAACCCCAGUCUGUGUCCAUCUGCAAACUCCCUCCCUGCCCAGGAGAGCCGUCUUUACCCAGUCCAACUAAAGAUUUACUGGAGAAUCUCACCACCGAGGAGGAGAAACUGCCGGAAAACACUGUGGAUAAACUCUCCAACGAGCCGUGUCUGGGUGAUAAGUCGAUUUUCUGUCAGAUGGAGGUUCUGGCUCGGUAUUGCUCCAUCCCGGGUUAUCAGAAGCUGUGCUGCGAGUCCUGUAACAGGAAGUUGGGUUUCUUCAGUACCGUUUCUCCAGAUCUGCAUCCUCCGUUCUCUUGGCUUCCGGAUUUCACCUUCCCGCCUCUGCUUCAAACGAGUCCCGAUCCGACGUCUAAACCCACUAAACCCAGCCCUAAAACGGACCCCAGCACUUCAGUGCCGCCCCAGACCCGACCGGAGUCCGCCACCUCUCUUCUACCUCCAGCGCCGAGCGUUCCCGUCACGCGACCCGGCGGACUCCAGAACCAGAACGCCACUUUAGACUCGACCCGGAGGAAAAGCAACUUGCCGGUCACAUGAUCGCCAGUGAAUCAGAGACUCAGUUAUUGGUUACCUCAUGCAGAAUGAACCGACAUCAACCACAAAUCCGCUGCUCUUCCCACAAUCCUCUGCUUUACAUGUGGAAACGGAAGGAAACAAUGAAAGGUGCUGUUAUUUAAACCGUCUUCCAGAUAAAUCCGUGUUGUUUCGUGUCCUCAGAACUACUUUAGUGUGUGUGUGUGUGUGUGUGUGUGUGUGUGGCUCCAGUACGCCAUGUAGAUCAUAGCAGUGUUACUUUGAGUCUAGCUACGUACGUUUGCUUUGUAACUCUGACGUAGUUUUGUGAUUGAUUUAUGAGCAGUAUAUUUAUACAGCAUUUAUUAGUCAUUGUUGUUUGCUCACAGUGCAUUCAUUAGCUAAUGUUAAGAUUAAUAAGUGCUGUAAAAGAAUUGUUCGUCGUUAGUUCAUGUUAGCUGUUGCGUAAUGCAUACUGUUAAUAUACUGAGCGUAUGCUGUAUGCUUACAACAGGGUUGUUAUUGUUAACUAGAACUGUUAAAAAAAAUCUGAAAUAAAAUUAGGAUUACUAUUUUUAACUUAAAACUGCUGUGUUGCUAACUACCUAAAACAAGUUUACGUUGAAAUACUAAAACGGAAAUAAAAUUUAAAAUGACAAACGCACUUGACAAAAUGACUAAAAUUGAAAUUCUAAUUCUUAUAAUCUUAUACUAUAUUAGUAUACAUAAUACUAAAACGCCUCUAGCGAUUGUUCUAAUCCUUGCAUUUCAUUUAUAUUUUAAUAUGUCAUAACUUUUAUACUACUAAAGUGUUACAAAGCAAGUGUAUUCGUCGUUCUAGACGUCUCUGGUGCUCCUGUCUGAGGUUAACAAACUCACCUGUGAAACACCAACCACCUCGAUUGCAUGACCUGGCCGUUCUCCGUGUUUUUUUGAGCUAGCUCUGAAAGCGUUGUGAUGUUUUCAGGUGGUUUUGUAUAUAUUGUAUAUAGCUGCAGGUUUGAGGACGGAUGCGAGAGCGUCCAGAGCUCAUGACAACAUCUCUCUCAUGUGGUUUCACCUAAUUUCUGUAUUGUAUAGUACUUGUAUAUACGUGAAUGAGAGCUUUAAGUGUUAAUAUUUAUUAAAUUUUUAAGUUGUAGGAUGAUGAAAUACAUGAAAAUAUACACAUUGAGAAGAAAACUGGAGUUUUGAUUUUGUCUGUAUUUUGUCUACUGGUUAGACUUUUUCGAAACGUGUCCCUGAUUCACUGUUUUAAGUCUAUUAUAAGUGUAUAUAUUUAACCCCUUCAGACCUGAAUUAUGUCUCAAGUUUCUGAAAAAUAUAAAAGUACAUUUUCCCAGCUCAUGAGGCUUCUAUAAAUGAAACAAAUGAAAAAAAAUUAUGUAAUUGCUUUUAUUGUGAUUUUGUUUGUCCAUUCCAAUGGACAUCAGGUCAAAACAGGUGUACAGUACUUCCCAAAAAUAUACCAACAUGAAAUAAUUUAAUAAACAUAGAAUUUGUAGGUCUA